UUACAGGUUAGCUAAGCUAACUACUCUUUAUAUCCCUGCCGUUUGAAAACGGUAGUCCUUCUUCUUGAUUCACCUGUCUGUGUUGCCGCUAGCCAAUCAGACGCUGGAGUGCAGCGGGGGGCGUGGCUCUGGCUGGAGAAGAUGCGCUUCCUGUUGCUGUUCAGCCGUCAGGGGAAGCUGCGACUGCAGAAAUGGUUCACCCCAGUGACAGACCGGGAGAAGAAGAAGGUGAUCCGGGACAUGAUGAUGCUGGUGUUGGCACUUCCACCUCGCUCCUGCAACUUCCUCCAUUGGCGGGACCUCAAGGUUGUUUACAAGAGGUAUGCCAGCCUGUACUUCUGCACCGGUCUGGAGAACCAGGAUAAUGAGCUGCUGACCCUCGAAGUGCUGCACAGAUACGUCGAGUUGUUGGAUAAAUACUUUGGCAACGUGUGUGAGUUGGACAUCAUUUUCAACUUUGAGAAGGCUUACUUCAUCCUGGACGAGUUCCUGAUGGGAGGAGAAGUUCUAGAAACAUCCAAAGUAGCCGUGAGUGUGUCUGUGGAGGAGGCUGACACACUCCAAGAGACGAUGGAGGAAUACAUGAGCAAACCUGCCUACUGAGCUACGCGAGCACGAGGACGUCUCAAAAGGUUUAUUACUCCGCAUCGUUUCUGUUUCAUGACUUAUGAUGACUCAUUUGGAACAAUGCUGCAAUAACCUCAAUGUUUCCACGUAGUUUUUAAUACUUGUUUGGAUCUUUAAGUGCCCUUUAAGCCUCAUAUUUAUCAAUCUCAGGGUUUUAUGACUGAAAGGAGUCUGUUUCUCCCCAGUUUAUUUCAAUGUGUUUUUUGUUUUGUUGAUUCAAACGAAUGCAUUGUGUGUUGGUGAGGAAAUGAAGAAACACUACACAGUAAGGAAAAAAUAAAGUCAAUGCUUUAUUAACUUCAGGUAUGUCACAUAUGACCACAUUUACAAAAAACAAAUGAGAAUAAAAAAAAAUACCCACAAGUGAAUCUAUGGGAUCCAACACUGAUUGGCUGUGUGUGUGUGCAUUGAAAGGCUGGUGAGUCACAUGUACUGGUUGUUUAGUGUUGUUGAGCAACAAACUCAUUAAAAAAAGCAUCAAAUGAAUGUCUAUCCACUCAUAUUUCUGCUAAUAAAUAGGAACUUUUUGUAAACCAACAGAAUAACUCGUGUUUUAUUCUUCAAAAUACUUUAUUUCCACCCACCACCAAAACAUUAUGUAUACUAUAUAUAUAUAUAUGUGUAUCUUUAGCUUUCUUUAUAUUCACUGGCCCGUUUCGGCAUCACUCUCUUCAGUUUCUGGGUUGAGGGAGCUCAGCAGCUUCAUCACCGCCUCGUUAUCAAAGCCUUGCAUUUGCGUUUCGCCGCCCCUCUCCUCGCCCUCCGACUGUCUCUUUUCAUUCAGGCUUUUGUCUGAGUCCGUUUGAUCGAAAUACGCCUGCAUGGCCCGCUCAAAAGAUCCCGUGGCGCCCUGCCCGACCUCGUCCCGCUUCUGGCUCGCCUUGUUGCCCCGGUACGUGGGCCUCGGGUACCGCGCCAGCAUCUGAGCCGCCAGAUACGCCGCCAGCUCGUCCUCGUCCACGGUGUCAUCGUAGUCGUCGUUCGACGUGCUGGGAGGGGGGCGCCGCUGCGUGGGAGCGGAUGCCCCCGAACGCCCCGCGGGCAGAGCGUGAAGUCGUGACGGCGAGCUUUUGUACUGCUUCUGCAUCCUGACGGGAGCUCGGUCCUCUGCGGCCCCCAACCCCAGGAUGUUCAGUAUCUCUUCUGUCCUCCGCUCCUCGGGGGUCUUCUGUCUGUCAGGAAGGCGUCUGCUGUAGAAUUUAGCUUCGGGAAUCUUGUGCGUCGUCUUCUUCGGAGAAAUCUGAGAGAGCUUGUUUUCCGCUCUGGAUAAUCCGCUGCUCUUUCGUGACAUGUCUUGAUUCAUCGUCUCUCCGGUUUUGAGCAUGUCCACCAGGUCCUCGGGUGGGAUCUGGUAUUUUUGGGAGAUCUGAAUGAGCUGGUAGAUGGCCCGCGGGUCUAUGCUGUCUCUGUACUGCGUCUGAGCCACUCUCCU
This is a messenger RNA of Anarrhichthys ocellatus (wolf-eel), 2059 nucleotides long. It is a transcript of the gene ap1s3a, whose product is annotated as adaptor related protein complex 1 subunit sigma 3a. The record is from RefSeq and is a predicted model, not a curated record. The transcript has 6 exons. Gene Ontology annotation, biological process: intracellular protein transport; vesicle-mediated transport. Gene Ontology annotation, cellular component: membrane coat; AP-1 adaptor complex. Gene Ontology annotation, molecular function: clathrin-cargo adaptor activity. NCBI's taxonomy places the organism in Eukaryota, Metazoa, Chordata, Actinopteri, Perciformes, Anarhichadidae. Bases 142 to 603 code for a protein of 153 amino acids.